Dracunculus medinensis (Guinea worm) is the source of this 378-nucleotide messenger RNA. NCBI's taxonomy places the organism in Eukaryota, Metazoa, Nematoda, Chromadorea, Rhabditida, Dracunculidae. The record is from the annotation of a GenBank genome assembly.
AUGGAAGAGGAGAAAGGAGGAAUUGAUACGGUUGAAUAUGAAAUCAAGAAAGGACUUCCACCAAGAUUCCCAAGAACAAAAUCUGAUAUUUAUAUUACAAGGCAUACGAGUAUUGGCGCUCAAAAAGCACGAAUAGAAAAAUUGCUCGAUAAUAAAUUUAAUAGCGUUACACUUCAUGGAUUAGGCGCAGCAGUAAAUCGAACUGUUAAUGUGGCUUUACAAAUACAACGUAAACUGGUCGAUUCGGUUAAAUUGGAUGUUCGCACAAGCACAGUGAGAGUCACUGAUGAUUUGUUUCCUUUGUACGAUGAAGUCGACUUCAAAACGAAUGUACGAAAUAUUUCGGCAGUGCACAUAAAAAUAACACGUCUUCCUUAA